AAGAAGAAACUCUCUUUCAAGAGGCUGGUUUUGCUGAACUCUUAACUUGAGCCACGUUUCAGAAAGAAUAAAAGUGUCCAUAUUGCAGCAGAACAUUCCUAUUGACAUGGGGGAGAAAGCGUAUAAAUGUACCGAGUGUGGAAGGAGAUUUAGUCAGCACAAACAUCUGCAGUCACAUCAAAGGACCCACACUGGGGAGAAACCCUAUAAAUGCCUGGAGUGUGGAAAGAGCUUCACUCAGAAUGGAAGUCUAAACAAACAUCAAAGAACCCACACUGGAGAGAAACCUUAUACCUGCUUGGAGUGUGGCAAGAGCUUCACCCACAGUGGAAAUUUACAUUCACAUCAAAGAAUUCACACUGGGGAGAAACCCUAUACUUGCCUGGAGUGUGGAAAGAGCUUCAGCCAGAGUAGAAAUCUACAUUCUCAUAAUAGAACCCACACUGGGGAGAAGCCUUACACGUGUGGGAAGUGUGGAAAGAGUUUCACUGACAGUAGAACACUUCAUAAACAUCAUAGAACUCACACUGGGGAGAAACCCUAUGCAUGCCUGGAGUGUGGAAAGAGCUUCGCUCAAACAGCACAUCUGCAUUUACAUCAGAGAACCCACACAGGAGAAAAACCGUUCUCAUGUCUGGAGUGCGGAAAGAGCUUCAGUCACAGUGGAACUCUAUAUAAACAUCAGAGAAUCCACACUGGGGAGAAACCCUAUACUUGCCUGGAGUGUGGAAAGAGCUUCACUCACAGCGCAACCCUGCAUAAACAUCAAAGGACCCACACUGGGGAGAAGCCUUACACAUGUGUGGAAUGUGGAAAGAGCUACACUGACCUUGGAACUCUUCAUAAACAUCAGAGGACCCACACUGGGGAGAAACCCUAUGUUUGCCGGGAGUGUGGAAAGGGCUUCACGGAGAGUGGAACCCUACAGAAACAUCAAAGAACUCACACUGGAGAGAAACCUUAUACAUGCUUGGAAUGUGGAAAGAACUUUAGUGAGAGUGGAAGUCUACAGAAACAUCAAAGAAUCCACACAGGAGAGAAACCAUAUACAUGCCUGGAAUGUGGAAAGAGCUUCACUGAGAGUGGGAGUCUACAUUCACAUCAAAGAAUUCACACUGGGGAGAAACCCUAUAAGUGUCCGGAGUGUGGAAAGAGCUUCAUGCGGAGGGGAAGUCUACGUCUGCAUCAAAGGACUCACACUGGAGAGAAACCUUAUACAUGUCCGGAGUGUGGGAAAAGCUUCACUGAGAGUGGAAAUUUACAUUCACAUCAAAAAACUCACACUGGGGAGAAACCCUAUAAAUGUAUGGAAUGUGGAAAGAGCUUCCCCCACAGUGGAAAUCUACAUAAACAUCAGAGGACCCACACUGGGGAGAAACCCUACAAGUGCAUGGAGUGUGGAAAGAGUUUCACUGAGAGUGGAAAUCUGCUCUCUCAUCACAGAACCCACACUGGAGAGAAACCCUAUCAGUGCCUGGAGUGUGGAAAGAGCUUUGCUCGGAGUGGAAGGCUAUUUUCACAUCAAAGAACCCACACGGGGAGAAUGCUGGUACUUGGCACCAGAGAGAUUCUCUUAAGAUGUACAGAGAAACUCUAGAAAUGUAAAUGAGAGCACACACAAUGUUUGGAUGUGUGAGCAACGGUUUAAAAAUGAUAUUAAUAUUACAAAAGUAAAAUAUAAAUGUUUUAAAAUACCUGAA
Messenger RNA from Anolis sagrei ordinatus, 1700 nucleotides. The record is from RefSeq and is a predicted model, not a curated record. Lineage: Eukaryota; Metazoa; Chordata; Lepidosauria; Squamata; Anolidae.